CGAUUUUCUCGGAAUUGUGUAGAAGAUGAUGAAGCAAGCUAGCACUUUGCUCUCCAGCAGGAGCCUUUGUGACCAAAGUAAGUCACUUUUCCAAGAGAGAGUUAAAGCUUCGACGUUGCGUGGUUUUGCAAGCUGGUCAAGUUCUUCUACGCCUGGACGUGGUUUCUCUGGUAAAGAUGCUGCAAAGCCUAGUGGUCGAUUGUUCGCACCUUAUUCUAUUUUCAAGGGAAAAGCUGCUCUCUCUGUUGAACCUGUUCUUCCCAGCUUCACCGAAAUCGAUUCGGGAAAUCUUCGGAUAGAUCGUCGUGGAUCCUUGAUGAUGACUUUUAUGCCUGCUAUUGGUGAGCGUAAGUACGACUGGGAAAAGAAACAGAAAUUUGCUUUGUCACCUACGGAAGUUGGAUCCUUGAUUAGCAUGGGUUCCAAAGACAGCUCUGAGUUUUUCCAUGACCCUUCCAUGAAAUCAAGUAAUGCUGGUCAAGUCAGGAAGUCAUUGUCAAUUAAGCCCCACGCAGAUGGUAGCGGCUACUUCAUCUCAUUGAGCGUUAACAAUAGCAUCCUCAAAACCAAUGACUAUUUUGUGGUUCCUGUCACAAAAGCUGAAUUUGCAGUGAUGAAGACAGCUUUUAGUUUUGCCCUUCCACACAUCAUGGGUUGGAAUCGGUUAACAGGUCAAGGUAAUACUGAAGCACCGCCACCGAUGAAUGUUACUCAUCUAAAGACCGAUCCACAGUUAGAGCUGGAGUGGGAUAAAUGAACUGAUGGAGUUGUAGGAACGGAGUAAAUUGACAAUGCAUGU
Arabidopsis arenosa is the source of this 799-nucleotide messenger RNA. The record is from the annotation of a GenBank genome assembly. Lineage: Eukaryota; Viridiplantae; Streptophyta; Magnoliopsida; Brassicales; Brassicaceae.